GCUCCCCCCGUGGGGCGGUGUGGGGUGGGCUCAGCCCCGCAUCGCCGGCGAAGGAGGAGCAGGGACGGGCUUGCACGGCGGCGUCGCCCAUCCUCACCCAACCCCUUUCCUCCUCCUCCUCCUUGCAGACCUUUCCCCUUCUCAGGGCUCGCUGUGGGGAAGGGGCUGCUUGAGUCCCCCAUCCCCACACCUGGAAAGGACCCUGCCCCAUCGCCGGAGCGCCCGCGGCGAACCUUCCGCGCCCGCGCGCAUCUGGGCGCAUCUGGCACCGCAUCCCUCCGUCCAUCUCCGCGGCUUCCUAGGGCUGGAGAGGAGCCCCUGCCCCAUCGCCGCCGCCUCUGGGUGCCCCCCGAUGAAUCUGGGGCGCAGGGGCCAUGCCGGGGUGCUGGCAGCUCUACGCCGUCCAGUGGGCGGCGCUGGCCCUUCAGGGCGCCUGGCACAGCCUCCCGGGGGCCGCCCAGGAAACCCCCCUCCACUACUAUGGGGAUAACGUCAUUGACCUGCUGGAGGCCCUCAACGUCACCCGCUCUGUCGUGGGGGUCACCAAGGCCAAGGGUCCCGAUCCGGGCGUGCCAGCCUGGAAGUUCCGCCAGCGGGUGCCCCACCUGACCCUCCCCUGGGACUAUUCUGUCUACCUGCUGUCCACGGUUCAAGCGGCCCUCGGCUUCCACUUUGUGGCCCGCCAGAGCCGUGCCUCAGAAGGAACCCUCGUCUCCCUGGUCUCGUCGGCCGCCACCAAGCGGGACGGCCGCCCCCUUCUGCAGCUGGUGUCCAGCGCCCGGUCCGGCCGGCUGCGCCUCGACUACCGCGCCGUCCACAACAUGGAGCCGGCCUCCUUGGUCUUCCCCGGGAGCAACCCCUUUGCGCACGGCCUCUGGGUACGGCUGGCCCUCCAUCUGGAGCCGCAACGCAUCUCACUCUUUGUCGACUGCCAGGAGCCCAUCGUCUUCGAAAAAGGUGGCGGUGAGGAGGUGCUGAGCCUCAUUCUGCCCCUGGACCUGCAGGUCACCUUUGCCAGUUUGGAAGGAGACAAGGCCAGCAAGUUCCUGGGCUACUGGCAGACAGCAGAGAUUUCGCCCAGUGGCUUCCCCCACCGUCCCUGGCACUGCGAGAACCUGCCAGAGCCAGACCUCCUCCCUCUGUCCUACACCACAGCUGAGGAGCGCUAUAUGGACCUACCAGACGAGCACCUGCCUGAGCUGGACUCUCCGCCACCCCUUGAGCCACCGGCCUUGACGGACAUCCGCCACUACCAGCGGGAGCCAAGUGAGUCUGACUUCCCACCGCCGGGACCAGCGAGAUCCAGCGCAGCCAGCGCACAGGAUAGGAUACGGCGGCUGGAGGAGCUGGUCGACGGGCUGGGGACGAUGCUGGACAUGGUUAAAGAGCAGAAUUCGGACCUGCUGGGCCGCGUGAAGUCCCUGGAGGACUGCGAGUGUCGGCGGCCGGCGUGCCUCUGGGAAGGGCAGCGCUAUGAGGAUGGCGCUUCCUGGGAUCGAGACCUGUGCACCACUUGCGUGUGUGCGCAUGGCAAAGCAGAGUGCUCGCUGCGCCACGACCGGCCUCGCUGUCUGGGCUGUGCCGACGGCCGGAAGGAAGGGGAGAACUGGAGCCCAGAGCCGUGCUGGACCUGCCGCUGUGAGGAUGGCAAAGUGUCCUGCAAGAGAGAGGACUGCUCCCCUGCUCCAUGCCAGCACCCCGCAACCCCCCAGGGGAAGUGUUGCCCAGUGUGUGGAGGUUGUUUCUACAAAGGGCACCUCCUGAAGGAUGGGCAGAGAUACCUGGAGGAGCCAUGCAGGCAUUGCAUCUGCCAGGCAGGCAACGUCCGAUGCCAAGCACCCAGCUGCCCAGAGCUUUCAUGCCGGGAGCGCUACACGCCGCCUGGCGAGUGCUGCCCAGUUUGCCAUCCAGGUUGCGAGUACGAAGGACAGAGAUAUCAGGAAGGAGAUGUCUUUGCUGCCUCCUCGAACCCCUGUAUGAACUGCUCCUGCCUGAGGAGCCUGGUCCGCUGCCACCCUGUCCGCUGCCCGCCCAGACGCUGUGCCAAGCCCAGCCCUCAGCCUGGCCAAUGCUGCCCUGUUUGCCCAGCGUGUGAGCUGGACGGGCGAAUGCUGGAGCCUGGGCAGAAGGUCACCUCUGCGGACGGAUGUCAAAGCUGCACCUGUUCUGAGGGGGCGCUGGUGUGCACCCCUGCCCAGCCAUGCCCCCCGCCUUGCACCCACGGACUGCCCCCUGCCGCUGGCUCCUGCUGCCCGGACUGCACCCGCUGCCUUUUCCGCGGGCAGCUCAUUCCCAACGGUGGCGAGGUGGCGGGCAAAGACCCCUGCGAAUGCUGCGUCUGUCAGGAUGGGAACAUCGUCUGCUCCCAGGUCGCCUGCCCAAAGCUGGACUGUGCCAACACAGAGGAGAUCCCUGGGCAAUGCUGCCCCCUGUGCCAGGGUUGUCUGGACGGGGAAUCCCGGCGUGAGCACAAUGAAGAGUGGACCCCAUCCUCAGACCCCUGCGUGAAGUGCAAAUGCCUGGAAGGUCACGCCGUCUGCAAAAGGAGGCACUGCGCCAGUCUCUGCCGCCACCCAGCACCCCCUCGCCCCGGGACUUGCUGCCCCGUCUGUGAUGGUUGUCUGUGGGAAGGGAGAGAGUACCGCAGCGGAGAGGUGGUCCCGAGCGGAGAGCUUUGCAAGCGCUGCACCUGUGUGGCCGGGGAGGUUUCGUGUGAGCGAGCCGCGCCCAAGUGCCCUCCGCCGUCCUGCAGCCACCCGGGCAAACUCCCGGGACAGUGCUGCCCAACCUGCGACGUGUGUGAAUUUGAAGGACGGCCCUUCCAGAACGGGGACACCUUUCGGCCUGAAGGGGGCAGCCCUUGCCUGCAGUGCACGUGCUCAGAUGGGCACGUCCGGUGCCAGGAGGAGCUGUGCCCACCUGCAACUUGCUCCCAGCCCGUCCAAGACCCAGGGCACUGCUGCCCACUCUGCAAAGUGUGUGUCCUGGACAGUGUGGAGUUUGAAGACGGCACUGAGUGGGAACCGGAGGGCGAGCCCUGCACCAGCUGCAUCUGCCUCCAGGGGGAGCCGGUGUGCAGCCCCACCCCCUGCCCCCCACUUCCUUGCCAACAUCCAGCCCAGCUGCAAGGGUCCUGCUGCCCAGGGUGCCAGCAAUGCUCCUACAACCAGAGGCUCUACAGCAACGGGCAAGAGUUCAUCGACCCAGACCAUCCCUGCCAGAGCUGCCGGUGUCUGGAUGGCACCGUCCGCUGCUCCCCCACUCCCUGCCCCCCACUGACUUGUCCGCAUCCGGAGAGGAGGCCUGGAAUAUGCUGUCCAAAGUGCCCCGAUUGCACUCAGGACAACCGAGUGGUGCUGGACGGAGAGGAGCUGCCUAACCCGCUGAACCCCUGCCAGGCGUGCCUGUGCACCGCUGGAGAACUGCGCUGCAAGGAACGUCAGUGCCCGGGCGCCCUAUGCGCUCACCCCUUGCCCGGAUCCUGCUGCCAGAACAACUGCAACGGCUGCAACUACGCCGGGAAGGAGUACCCGAACGGCGCUGAGUUCCCCCACCCCACGGACAAGUGCCGGCAGUGCCACUGCAUUAAUGGAAACGUCCAGUGCCUCUCACGUCGCUGCCCGCCCCUUCUGUGCCCGGAACCAUUCCUGAUGCCCGGAGAAUGCUGCCCCGGUGUCCAGCACAUGGGGCGCUUCUACGACCCGUCGGACAAGUGCCGCGACUGCAUCUGCAACAACGGGACCAUCACUUGCCCAACGCCAGGCCCUGCGCGCCGGCCCAGUGCUCCCACCCGCUGGCAACUGGACUGCUGCCGCUCGUGUGACGGCUCUGAGAAUUGA
Messenger RNA from Podarcis muralis (Common wall lizard), 3839 nucleotides. Lineage: Eukaryota; Metazoa; Chordata; Lepidosauria; Squamata; Lacertidae. The record is from RefSeq and is a predicted model, not a curated record.